Molecule: messenger RNA, 2773 nt
Organism: Gekko japonicus
Lineage: Eukaryota; Metazoa; Chordata; Lepidosauria; Squamata; Gekkonidae
Gene: TMEM184C
Product: transmembrane protein 184C
Exons: 10
Coding region: 242-1549 (435 amino acids)
Biological process (GO): transport
Molecular function (GO): transporter activity
Source: RefSeq, a predicted model, not a curated record
CAGGAAGGAGACAGAGACUGAGACGAAAGGAGGAGGCCGGCAGAUGGGCGGGGCGGGGGACCGGGGGAGCGGCAACCGUCGCAGCGGCCGGGAUGCCGCUGGGGAGCUUCUCCCCUCCGCAGAACGGCUGUGGAGCCGGCCUGGUGCUGGGCCCGUGACCCGGAGGCCGCGGCGGCGGCGGCGGGGGGGCAUCCCGUCGGACCCGAGGCUGCGCUGAGGGCCUUGCUACGAGAGCGGCGCCAUGCCGUGCACCUGCGGGAACUGGCGGCGCUGGAUCCGGCCGCUGGUGGCCACCAUCUACGUGGUGGGGCUGCUGGUGGUCCUGCCGCUGUGCGUGUGGGAGCUGCAGAAGCUGGAGGUUGGAAUCCAAACCAAGGCAUGGUUUAUUGCUGGAAUCUUUUUACUGAUGACGAUACCAAUAUCUCUUUGGGGAAUAUUGCAACAUUUGGUUCAUUAUACUCAACCUGAAUUACAAAAACCAAUAAUAAGGAUUCUAUGGAUGGUGCCAAUUUACAGUCUAGACAGUUGGAUAGCAUUGAAAUACCCCAAAAUUGCAAUUUAUGUGGAUACUUGUAGAGAAUGCUAUGAAGCCUAUGUCAUCUAUAACUUCAUGGUCUUUCUUUCAAAUUAUCUGACCAAUCAAUAUCCAAAUCUGGUAUUAAUCAUAGAAGCAAAAGAUCAGCAGAAACAUCUACCACCAUUGUGCUGCUGUCCACCUUGGGCUAUGGGAGAGGCACUGUUGUUCAGAUGCAAGCUGGGUGUUUUGCAGUAUACUGUUGUCAGACCAUUCACCACUAUUAUCGCUUUAAUCUGUGAACUUGUUGGCGUAUAUGAUGAAGGGAAUUUCAGCUUCAAAAAUGCUUGGACAUACUUAGUCAUAUUCAACAAUAUGUCUCAGCUUUUUGCCAUGUACUGCCUUGUAUUGUUUUAUAAAGUACUGCGGGAAGAACUAAACCCAAUCAAACCUGUGGGCAAGUUUCUGUGUGUCAAGAUGGUGGUUUUUGUUUCUUUUUGGCAAGCUGUAGUUAUUGCAUUGUUGGUGAAAGUUGGUGUUAUCUCUGAGCAUAAUACAUGGGAAUGGAACAGUGUAGAAGAGGUGGCAACUGGAUUACAAGAUUUUAUCAUCUGUGUGGAGAUGUUCUUUGCUGCAAUUGCUCAUCACUACAGUUUUUCCUACAAGCCUUAUGUGCAAGAAGCGGAAGAAGGCUCUUGCUUUGAUUCCUUUCUUGCAAUGUGGGAUAUUUCUGAUAUCCGGGCAGAUGUAUCUGAACAGGUUCGCAAUGUUGGAAGAACAGUAUUUGGUCAACCAAGAAAAAUGUUUUUUGGUGAAGAUCAUGAACAGAAUGAACAUACAAGUUUACUGUCUUCAUCCACUCAAGACCCUAUUUCUGCUUCCUCUUCCAUACCAUCGUCUCCUGUGGGUCACUAUCAAGGGUUUGGACACACUGUGACUCCAACAAUGCCUACUGAACCAACAUCUGAUAGACUCUAUAACUCUUUGGAAGAGAGAGAGAAUUCUGAUAUUCCAACAGAAAAGAUUGUGGAUUAAAUUUGCUUAAACCUCAGACUGCCCUCCCAUUCUUCCCAGAAAUGUGUCAAGCUCUGACAAAACACUACAGAAGACAAAUUAGCACAGACGAUUGGAAUUCCAGUUCAGUACUGAUUCUUUGAAUUAUAUAUAUGGAAUGGAGUCUCUUACUAUGCUGAGGUGAAAUGUAUGUACCAAACAUAGUUAUAAGACUUCAGGACUAUGAUAUGACAUGUAUUAAAUCAUUGAAUUAAAAUGGUAAAAUAAUUUAUGGAGCAUAGUUGGAAACCUUGAGCACAGGUUUGUAAUGAAAUUCAGUUAGAUGAAGAAGGUAUGCAGUUUAAUCCAGAAACCCAGAGGUGAGGCCAAAGAUUUUUCUGAUUUCUCCUUCAAUCCAAUGAAUCCUUCAGACUUGUACUUGUUCCAUUCCAGAACAUUAUCUUGAAUGAGUCAGACUUCUUACAGAACUACUAAGUUGGUAGUCCUCACCUGUGAUCAUGUUCAGUACCAGCAUGCUUGUUCCACAGUCAAGCUAAGCAGAAGUGCUUGAAGUUAAACUGCAUACAUUUGUUGGCUUGCUAGUAAAGUAACAAAACAGCUUCUGCUACCUGUUCAAUGGAUUUGCAUUGGAAGUUGCUUUAGAGGGAGUGAAUUAAAAGGCAUCUGAAUUAGUGUUACAAAAUCGAAUUAUUUAACACAUGGAAAAAACCCUGCUCAGUCCUUUGUUUCUGGAGCAGUCUCUAACUUCAUGUAGUAUAUUUCCCACUGUUUAUCAAAUGUGUAUUCUGUGAUAUGGAUACCGUUUUAUCGGCUCUUAAUCUUGAACUCUUAGUCAAGAUUUAUGGAAGGCAAAUAUACUAAGUAGAAUAAAGUUAUUUAAGUAACACUAAUGGUGUUAGAUAAGGAAUGUAACAAAUUAGUGUUCUAAGAUUUAAUUGCACAUCUGACUAAAUGAAGAGGGUUUUCUGAUCCAUUAUCACAUUUGUACUGCAUUGCAUGUUUGCCAUCUUACUUUCAUGUAGAAAGCUGCAAGCAAGGUUUGCAUUUUUAAGUGGCAUCUUCAGAGGGAGAAAACCCCUAUUUUUCAGGAUUUAGAUGCUCUUUAUAAAGCCCUGGAGGUUUUUAACAUAUUUGUGGCUGUUACAAUGAAAUCUUACAAGUGCUUAUGCGGUACUAGUGUGUCUUGUAAAUAUUUAGCCUUAUUCACUAGGCUGCAUAUUUAAUGGCUAAAUGGUGCGUCUUUAA